Apis mellifera (honey bee) is the source of this 1108-nucleotide messenger RNA. RefSeq names its product serine/threonine-protein kinase Nek5. The transcript has 7 exons. Lineage: Eukaryota; Metazoa; Arthropoda; Insecta; Hymenoptera; Apidae. Gene Ontology annotation, molecular function: protein kinase activity; ATP binding. The record is from RefSeq and is a predicted model, not a curated record. Bases 140 to 1108 code for a protein of 322 amino acids. Gene Ontology annotation, biological process: protein phosphorylation.
AUAGAAUAAUAGUUUCGAAGUUCUAUUUAUAUUAGUAUAUCAUAACAAAUCUAUUGAUGCUUGGUAGUUAGUAGUUAUAUUUACCUGCAAAUUUGUAAUUGGAUUCAAUCUUUGUUAUUUCUUAUAAUUUUUAUUAAAAAUGUCAAAACAUAUAAAUAAUUAUAUAUUUGAAACUCUAUUAGGACAAGGCACUUUUGGAUCCGUUUAUUUAGUACGACGAAAAAAAGAUUCUAAACCAUUCGUAAUUAAAGAACAAAUUUUUGAUAAUGUAAAUGCAUUGCCUUUUAAGAGCAUAUUGGAAGAAGUGAAAUGUUUAUACACAUUAAGACAUCCUAAUAUAAUAGUCUAUCAUGGAGCUUGGAUAGAAGAUAAUCACUGUUAUAUUCUUAUGGAAUAUGCAACACGAUGCACUUUGAAAGAUUUAUUAAAAACACACGAGACAUCACUCAAAGAGGAAGAUGCAUUAUAUUUAUUUUCUCAAAUUGUUCUUGGAGUUCAUCAUAUUCAUUCUAAAAAGAUUCUUCAUAGAGAUUUAAAACCGGAAAAUAUCAUGUUGACUGGUAGUCGUGGUGAUAUCAUUAAAAUCGGAGAUUUUGGUGUGUCGAAGAGUUUGAAAGAAUUAAAAAAUCCAUCAAUUAUUUCUUGCGCUGGAUCAUUUUGUUAUAUGGCUCCAGAAAUGUUGAAAGGUGAAUCUUAUGAUUUUAAAUGCGAUAUAUGGAGUAUGGGUAUUAUUCUUUAUGAAAUGAUUACGAAAAAACAUCCCUUUUCCGCUACGACUUUAUCGGAAAUUAUGAAAAAGAUUUGUGAAGAAAAACCACGACCUCUUCCUAAAGGAACAUCAUCAUCUGUUAUUAGUCUCAUAUCAAAAAUGUUGAGAAAACAAUCAUUUUAUCGUCCAAAAACAAAUCAAUUAGUCUUAAGUCCGUAUCUAGUGCCUUUCAUUAUUCGAAUAUAUUUAAAUUUAGGACGUGUUUUGAAUAUUGCUAAUAAGGAUAAUGAAAAUUUUAAUCCUGAAAUAUUUUUAAAAUUUUUGAAAGCUCAAUUUAAUAGAAUUGUUCAAGGGACGGUUAUCGAACUCGGUUUCUCUAUACUAGGAUCAAAAGCGUAA